Molecule: messenger RNA, 915 nt
Organism: Clonostachys solani
Lineage: Eukaryota; Fungi; Ascomycota; Sordariomycetes; Hypocreales; Bionectriaceae
Source: the annotation of a GenBank genome assembly
AUGUUUUUCGGAGACACUCUCAACAUCAUUUUCCUCAGCUUUGCGGCUGUUGGGACCUUCUUCGCUCUCAUCAAUGUCUUUCUAUCGAUAAUAAAGCUGAGGGCUUUUGGCAGCCAUGGCCGCAGAACAAAGAGAUGGCUCAGAAUAUCUGCCAUACUUUUUUCCAUAUACAUGGCCAUACACUUGAGCAGCACCGUUCUUUGGAACACGGUAUGGGGGGAUCAGAGCUACAGCGUCGCAGCCUCUGAGCUUCCUGUGUUGGCGACUACGAUUGGCAGUCUAAGUUUCAGCGCCAUAGUGCACGCUCAACUCAAACUCACGUUCGAUCUAUACGAGAAGGAUACAGCUGAUAAUCGCAAUAAAUCCUUCGGCCUGUUCAUGAGUCCGCAAAGUCUCAACUUGAUAUACUUUGUUGUAUCUCACAUUCGCCUUUAUGCCGAGAAUCUCUCCCCUCGUGGCUUCCGGGUAGUCUCAGAUGUCUCGUCCAUCACAUAUAUGCUGGUGCCAUUUUUCAUCUGGGUGGCCUCCGUCAUAUCUUUAGUGUUCACUCUCAUUUAUGCGGCACGCACACAGGUGCCCGUUCCCAGGAGUACUUUUGGAUGUCUUCUUGCAUCAAGCAUACUCUCAGUCAUCCGGCAUACAUGGUCGGCAAUUCUCAACAUCCUUUACUUCGUGGCCUCACGAACAAACGGUCGGAUUUAUUUUGUGUUUCCUGAUUACUUCAGCAAUAUCAGCAUAGUUAUUACUGUCUGGUUUGCAGCUUUGUGCGUGUUGCUGUUGAUAAUUGGCGCUUCGAAGGGACUGCGAGGCCGCGAACCCUGGCGUGACGAAUAUUCGUACGGUCCUGCCGGAUCUGGUUAUCCACCUCUGGAACCGGCCCCCGUACAUAUGACGAACUAUGGCAGAGGAUAUUAG